Messenger RNA from Annulohypoxylon maeteangense, 2939 nucleotides. RefSeq lists its product as uncharacterized. The coding region runs from base 1 to 2736 and encodes 911 amino acids. NCBI's taxonomy places the organism in Eukaryota, Fungi, Ascomycota, Sordariomycetes, Xylariales, Hypoxylaceae. The record is from RefSeq and is a predicted model, not a curated record. The transcript has 3 exons.
AUGGAUCCCCGUGUUUAUAGUAGAGAAGAGCUACUCAAGCUCAGAGAAGAGUUUCCCCGCAAGAUUCUGAACAAGCUCCAAUCGAGCAACGCGGCUGAUCUAGCCAAAAAUACAGCUGGUGGCAAUAUGUCGUCUACCAAGGAUCGAUGCCUCAAGAAGGCCAACGAGGAGAUCACUUCGUCGGCGGAGAGUGACGAGGUCAUCUUCCAAGGCAAGAAGUCGCGUCAACUCAACCAGUGGCAGUACCGAGGCCGCACUGGUUCUGAAGUUACUUCCACCGAACCAGUAUCUGCUCCGGUAGGUCUCGGUGCCCAACAGAGCGAAGGAUUUCAACGCUUUUUCAAAGCAGUUGUAUCCCCUACUCAUGUUAGAGUAACCGCUGGCGGUAGAAUUGUUCCCAACACCCGUGGAUCUGUAUCCCCUACAGCAAAAUGGGACAAGGAACGUUCAACAGUUGUUGGACAAGAUUCUGUGGAGGCAUCUAAGGACGAGAAGCAUGGUUCUAGUAACGGGAUUGGUACCAGUUUCCCUCAUCCUCAUCCUUUAAUUUCGCCACCCCUCACUGGCCAUCCGCCUUUCUUCCAUCACAUGGGCUUACCCAUGCCUCUAUACCCCUUCCCUCACGGAUUUCCGAUGGCCUACGGUAUCCCCCCUCAUGGUGCAGCUUGGGCAGGUAGACAGCCUAUGCCUCCCCAGAGCCAACGAGAUGCUGAGGACGCAGAGAAGACUCUGAAGACCCAAGACGGCGCCGGCGAUAAGAAGCCGAGGCCGGCACCGAUCAAGAUUGCACCUCGAAGUGAGACAGAGGCCAACCGACCAUUCUAUCACAACGGAAAUGUGAUCUACCCCCCACCCUAUGGACCAGGCCAAGGUCCCGUACCCAUGAUGUUCACGAGCCCUUACUUCCCACAGGGCAUGGGAGGACAUCCAGCUUUUGCUAGCGCUCAUGCGGCUUCUAUGGGCCAGCCAUCUCCUGCGACGCCCAUGUUUAGUCCUAUCGCCUCGCCAGCAGUGGGUGGUCUCUUCGGUAGCGGUAACGCCUUUUUACAGCCGUCUUCCGCGCUUGUUCCUGGUUUUAAUUCGCACAUCACGUCAAUUCGACCAAGCGAGAUCACUAGGCGUCAGCUUGAAUCACUGCGAAAUUCUCUUAAGUACUACAAGGAUCAGCAGCAGUUCAAUAAGCACCAGAUAGAUGAGAAGUGGGUCGCAAAUGAAGUGCAAAAGCUUGAGAAGAGCGUGAAAGAGUUUGAGUACAACUACGAUAUGCAGUCUAGGUUCGAGGUGAUGUAUUACCCACAACCUGCAUCGCGCUCGGGACGCUCAAGCGCUAGGAGCCGCAGAGGACGUAACACGUCCCGAAAUAGCUCGGCUAGUGUUCGUGACCGUGGUCAUGGAUCGGCGCACUUGCCUUAUGAGCGAGGCAGUUCGAUGUCAAGUAACAAGAGAAGGAACCGACAUGCUAUUGGCAUCAACUCUAACAUAGGAAUGGCGUCUCCGUUGGAUAAGGAUGAGUUUUUAGAGGAACUCAUCAAGGAGAAGGUUGCCGCCAUAGAAAAGGCUGAGGCCAUGGAAAAGGGUGAGCAGACGAAGAACGCUGGAUUGCGUGGCAAUGCCUCCGUAGCAUCCAAGCCGAAGUCUGGACUGAAGCCUGAUUACAGACCUCAGUCUGAAGGCCCUGGAUCUCAGGCUGAAUUUUCGGCCAUUGGUAUCUCGCCGUUUGAUCGACGAGGUAAUUGGAAUGGCACAUGCACUCCUGGAAUGACUUCGAACAAUGGCGUUCUCUCGGAGAAUACUCAGCUGUCGCCCAUGAGCCUUGUUCCGGGCAGCUAUUCUCAGCCAUAUCUCGUUGGGACGCUGCCACAAGGAAUGAGCCCACACAGCGCUCGUGCUAAUGAUUAUGUCUACUCACGAGAGUUGACUGAAGGAGAAAAACAAGCACGAAACAGCUAUUGGGGUCAAUUCCAGAGUGCUGGAGUCGGCCUGCCGAAGUUCGAUGGGAAGGACUUUUAUCCGCCGUCGCCGGUGAAGGCUAAUGGAGCAUCAGCUCAACCUAUUCUCCGACAACCAUUACCAACGGGUAGCCUGUUCUCGGAGCUCGAUCCGUUUCAUCCUAGCCGUGACCUCCAAGGUACGCGCACGAAAGAGACAGGCCAUAGAGUGAGCAAAGCUAUCCCAAUUGUGGCCCCAAAAGAUGCCACUCAAGGUGAAUCGAAGACAGCAAGACCUUUCCUAUCGGCGCGACAGGACGAAGAUCAUGCUCAGGAUCUUUCCAAAUGGAUGAGAGGCAUGGAAAUUUCAUCGUCAACCAAGUCAGCCGAGGAAUCUGCUCCUAAGAUGAAGCAGGGCAAGCUUGGUCGCCAAGCCAUCGAGAGAUCUAGUAGCAGAUCUGGCAACGAACUCUGGCAGACCAUGCUGAAAAGGGGAUCGACCAGCGGGGCUGCACUCCCAAGUACAGUUUCGUCGACGACGGCUACGGGGUAUUUGCCCCAGUAUCAUGGACAUGCCGCAGCAUCUCUUGGUCCGACAAUCUCUAACGCGAACGGGUCCACAACCCAGGUUUCGCCCGAAGGAAGCAAGACAGCAGACCGCGCCAGCUCUCACUUAUCUGCGGAGAAAGUGGGUGAGAACCGUCGCCCGAGCGAGACACGCUCGGAGGAGUACGAUCCGCUGAAGGAUAUUCAGGAGCGCAUGCUCCGUGACGCUGAGCGACGUGGAGUUAUUGGCUCAGACUGGUGAUAACUCAACAGUCAUACUUGCCUUUGCCAACUUCACGGCGGCAGAAGAAGAACAGCUCUAUAAGUAAUAAUCUUGUUAGAGUCAUGACAGUAUGGUUAGGUUUAUCUCUUUCAGAAAUCGGCUGAUUGUAUGAAUAAGGAUUCAAGUUAGCCGAGUAGUGUUUAUUUUUCUUCUUGUCUCGACCAGAGACACCUUUUUUUUAA